Molecule: messenger RNA, 1203 nt
Organism: Parnassius apollo (apollo)
Lineage: Eukaryota; Metazoa; Arthropoda; Insecta; Lepidoptera; Papilionidae
Source: the annotation of a GenBank genome assembly
AUGCAUCGUCUUUUUACUGAGCUGGAGCCAUUUAUUACCGUCAUCGAGCAAAACCUGGCAGACCGAGUUCGGUAUAUCUUACGCUUAAAUAUAUUUGAUGGCGCCGAACACGAACGGCUACGAUGUGAGGCUGUUCCCUCAUCAAAUGAAAAUGCUACGACUGAGGAUGCAGUGCCACAAGUUGCAGAACAACCCGCACACGUGAAUACCCCAGUGGUUGCUGAUUCAAAUGAUGAUGGAACAUUCACCCACCCAGAUCAUCACCCAGAGCAAAUGAGGAGUACAUUAGAAGAGGCUAUUGUGGUAACGCGCAGUACGCCUCUCGAAAAUCGACCGCGAUUUCCCCGCAUAGCCAUAAGCAAGCGGAAUCGGGCUGUCGUGAGGGCUCUGAACCCAAUACUGGUGACCUAUUUGGAAGCCAGCCGAGACCUUUGCGAGACGGACUUUCUUUUUGGCGCUGCGUUGUUAGUCUGCCGUACUAUAGGCGCCAAGGUUUCCACGGCUGGGCGCGCUACUGGCCAAAGUAGCGCUAUUCCACCAUUGAGAAGAAGAAUUGAGGAACGUAUCGCAAAGACUAGAGCUCUCAUUGGCAGACUGAUAUGCUUCAUAUCAGGCAAUAAUAGGCCAAGAGUUGUGCGCACCGUCAGGAUGGCGUUUGCUGGGACAAAUGUCAGUUUGUCCCAGCCGGAUAUAACGCAAAAACUGACGGAGCGCAUAGAUGAUCUGAAGCAAAGAAUCGCUGCUUGGGGAAAGCGGAUUCGGCGAUAUACCGAGAGGUUGACAUGGUUCAACCAGAAUCGUCUCUUCCAGAGUGAUCAGAAGAGGCACUAUGAAUCAUUGGAGCGACCAAUGGAAAGUGGAACGGGCCCAGCACCGAAUCAGGCCGACACUGUAGCAUUCUGGCGCGGCCUGUGGUCAGAGCCCGUAAACCACAGCGAGGGCCAUUGGACGGAAGUUGUGGCGAGUCAGUGUAUAACGCCCAUGGAUCCCGUCAUUAUAACACCGGAUGACGGAGCUGAGGCGGUCCGUAGGGCCACGAACUGGAAAAGUCAACGGGGCAAAAGACUCGACGGGCUGCAUCACUACUGGCUAAAGGACUUCGUGGUGUGUCACACUGUGCUCGCCCGACACUUUCAAGAGGCUUUCAACCAGAAGUCACUCCCGAGCCUCUUCACUACUGGGAUCACCCAUUUGGUUCCUUAA